This is a messenger RNA of Camponotus floridanus (Florida carpenter ant), 1874 nucleotides long. Its product is annotated as extensin-like. The transcript has 5 exons. The record is from RefSeq and is a predicted model, not a curated record. Gene Ontology annotation, cellular component: extracellular region. NCBI's taxonomy places the organism in Eukaryota, Metazoa, Arthropoda, Insecta, Hymenoptera, Formicidae. Gene Ontology annotation, molecular function: chitin binding. The coding region runs from base 318 to 1661 and encodes 447 amino acids.
AACAAGAAGAGGGUCCUGUGCUGCGGCACCGCCGUGUAAUUGAGGUCCUACGAUCCCUUGGAGGAGUCUUGGCGGCGGUGGGGGCCGCCCUAUGUAAGGCCCUGGAAGCGACCAGGUCCAGUUCAUCCAGCAUCAGGACUCCACUGCGCGUCAGGACUCGCGCCGCCGAUUGUCAGUGAUUAUCCUUCGAUUCGGAUCAUCCGCGAGGAAGAUAGCUUUGGAAGGGAAUCUUCGGAAGAGUACCCCUUCGUCCUGGUGGAGAUCGACCAACUGUCGUCGAUGCAAGAGAGAAAGACGAAGAAUACAUCACAAAAAAGAUGAAAGUGAACGUGACAUUGAUCGUGGUCCUUGCUCUAGGACUCGUGGAUGCGGCCAGAAGAAGAGUCAGAUCCACGACGGCGACGGUAACGACGACGCCGGCGUCGUUCGUCAAUAGACAGUUCGCCUUCGUUGGGCAACCUGAAGAAGUAGAGACUCUGUGGGAAAACUUUGACAUCCAGAAACUGGACGACCGCUCGGAGAUCUUGAGGAACGCUUCGCUGAAUCAUGACGAAGCCAUUCUGAGCAAGCAAUACCCGGGACUUCCGAGCAAUCCUGGUGACACAAACGAGCUUCCGAGUCCCAUCUUGCCGCCGAUACCACCGUCGCAGAAGCCUCCACCGGGCUGCCAGGGUCCGAGAGGCCAGUACCCGAGCCCGAAAAGCUGCGCCAAUUAUCUGAAUUGCUGGGACGACGUGGUGAUCGAGCAAACCUGCCUGAACGGCUUGCUCUUCAACGAUGUCGCCGGUUACUGCGACUUCCCUUUCAACGUCAAUUGCGGCGAUCGACCGCCCGCCACGCCGAAACCAUCAUUACCGCCAGAAUCGAAAUAUUGCCCGGAUCCGAACGAACGUUACAGAAGCUCGACCAACUGUUCGGAAUUCUACGUAUGCGUCGCGGGCAAACCGACCAAAUUCAGCUGUCCUCGCAGUCUGGUCUACAAUGACGUACUAAAUGUUUGCGAUUAUCUACGCAAUGUGGACUGCAAAGGCGCGGCCACGCCGAAUCCACCAAAGCCUACCCAACCACCAACUCAAUCUUCACAAACACCGACACAACCUUCGCAAUCACCGACUCAAACUUCACAACCGCCGACUCAACCUUCGCAAUCACCGACUCAGAUCUCGCAAUCACCUUCGCAACCCUCUCCCACCAACCCCCCACAACCACCCAUUUAUCCCCCACAACCGGCUUAUCCUCCUCAACCGCCGAUCUAUCAACCGCAGCCUUAUCCACCACCGCCCCCCUCGUAUUCCAGGAAUCCUUGGCUGGGCAAAGUCGAGUCUGAUCCCUGGCAUCAGCGAUCACAGGCGCUCCAGCUGGAGAUCAACAAAGAAAAUCCCACUCAAGAAGCGACCGAUAAUCAACUAUUAAACAAUCGGCCCACGCCUAUCGUGACCGAAACGUCCGAUCUGGUGAACUCGUGGCCUCUGUUCCAGGUGAUACCAAGCGAGUUGGCGAAUACUACGUGUAACAAUGGCGACGUGCACAAACUUAAUGAUGCCUGCACUAACGUUGUAGUUUGCAGGAACAGUAAGCCUCAAAUGGUGAGGUGUUCAACGGGCUUUUCAUAUGAUAAGCCAUCGGACUCCUGUAGGCCCUUCAACAUUGCCAAAUGCUAAUUAACGAGAAGUUUUUUAGAAUUCAAGCCUUGUACUAAGGAUGCGUAUCGAUUGAACUUCAAUAUAGUAUAACAUUUGUAAUAAAUUACCAUGUUAAUUGUCUUCUACCAAUUUUCGAUAUCUGUGCAAUAUUCAAUCCGAAUUUAAAUUGAAAAUUUGCCAAUAAGCAGUUUUAUUGAGAGAUAAGACGUUUAAGAUAAAAUAAAUAAAUGA